AUGUUAUUGUCAACCCAGCGGUGUUAGCCGGCCGGGAGUUUUUCUAAGUGCAGAUGUUCAGGGCCGACCAUCCAUUUUAGUGCGAGAGGCGCUAGCUAGCUAGCCGUGCUAAUUUGACUUGGCUUCUAUGGGACGCUGGUUAGCAUUAGCUAGCACCGUUAGCUUCUUUUUGAAACGAGCUGUCAUGGCGCCUACAAAUUAAGCUCAUGGGCGAAACAAAAGCAGAACAGCUUAAACGGGCGGCAGCAGAAACGACCGACAACGCCACACUUCAUUUAGCGUUGGCUUCAAUCUGUUAGCUCAUUUGGCUUUUUUGGGGAUGGCGGCUUUGUCUAUUUGCUGGAGUCCGGUGUAACGGCUGACUGUAGUGAUGACAGAGAUGCGGCUGUGCUCUUUGGGAAAUUGCUCGUCCGCCUGUCCGUUGCAGGGCUCCAUGAGAUUCCCACAUCGUGGCUUCCGCUUCAGAUUAUAGUCGGAGCCCCUCUCUUGUACUACACGGUGUAGCCGCUAGCUACGGUUGACAUCCUACCGGCUACACGUUAACGCUAAUAGUUAACAUCAGGACGGAACGGCUGCUGCAAACGUCUGCUUUAGCACUAAUUAGACGUUCAACGGUGCUGCCUUUACAUUGCAACUAAGCUAACCACCCUGUCCCGUUAAACACAAUAGACACGCUAGCUUGCAGCUGAAGUGGGAUACAUUAAAUUCCAGCAAUUAUUCGCACUCCAGUUGCGCUGCUCCGGCUUGUCAGCUGCUUCCAUUUCCGCGGCUUUUCUAGCCGGUAAUGCGGUGGUUACGCGGCACAGCUAGCCACCCACUCAUUGGGCAUUCUGCAUGCGGUGGAGCCUGCAGGCUGCUCCUCCAUACCACCGAGCCACAUUCUGCAACUAGCAGCUAGCUGCUCCCUUCUCCUGGGAAAGCCAAGUUAAAAUUGUCGCGGUAAGAGGUUUUCCGGCCGCCCUGUGGUUUUUUUGCUCAUAUGCAUGGAUGCAAUCUAGUAUAGGCUUGACAUGACCUCGUUCACAUUAGUUGUGAUCAGUGUGUGUGGAUCUGGAUUUCAUUGAGGGGUUAAUUUUCUCUUGCUAGACUGUGGCAUUGUUGCUUCAGACUUGUGGUCAAUCGAGUCGCUCCACUUUCUUAUAAAAACAGCCAAAAGCAGGCGGCUGGAACAUUCCGUGACAGGUGCAGUAUUCUGUGUCGCCUCCGAGCUCCCUGUUCAUGCUCCGCUGAAGCAACUCAGUGAGCCUGGAGGGGGUUUAGAUGGGAUGGACAGCAAAGGUAGCUCCCUGCCUUCGAUGCCUGAACCAGCCAACCCGAUCAGCAUGAAGCAGCCACCGGAGUCCUUGAGUGUACGGAAAGGACGGGGGGACAUGGGCAGUGACCCAGCUCUGCUAAUGGACAAACCUACCGUACAGCUGGCUGCCACACUACAAGACGGCGGCGUUAGGCAGAAGAUGGCUGGCCACAGUCACAACAACCACAGCCACAGCCACGAGAGGCUCAAAGACCUCACCUCCCGUGUGCUGAACGGCGACCAAGACCCGCUGCCCACGCUCUGUGCCCCGGAGCCCCCGAUGCUGAAGGGCGCCGAAGCCCCCGCCACUAAUGGCACCCAUCAGCUCGAUUGCAUUCCUCAUUCUGAACCCGAACUGAAGGUGACAAUACCCCAGGGGGUCAACCAGCCACUGUUUGAGCCGUGCUGUGUCAACGGGACCAGUUUGGACACAGCCGCUGACGGUACUAUGUCUGGAUCGGACGAGAGAAAGGACGCCAAGGCGAGGAAAGGGAGACCUCUCAAACCCAACCUUCAGACUAAUUUCAGCUCAUCUGUAAUCCCUGUGGAGCCACUUGAUCACACAAAUGCUGUAGAGGAAGCUGGAGCAGCUGCUGAGCCUGAGCCCGAGCCUGAACCCAAAGUGGUGGUGCCAGAAGUGACGGAGAAGAAAGCAGAAGGUUCUACCGCCUGGCCGGUCCGCUUCUCUGUUGGAGAUCUGGUUUGGACGAAGGUGUCGGGAUACCCCUGGUGGCCCUGCAUGGUGACCACAGACCCAGAAAUCAACUAUCAUGUCAAACAGAAACCCAAAAUCAACAGCAGGACGGGUCUCUUUUACCACGUGCAGUAUUUUGGAGACGCCCCAGAGAGAAGCUACAUCUUCGAGAAGAACUUGGUGACCUUCACUGGGGAGGAUCAAUACCAGGAGCUCAGCCAGAGGAGCAAACAGACAGCCUCAAGGGUGCUCCACAAAAAGACGACUCCCUCUAUCCCCCGUAAGCUCCGCGCCCAGUGGAACAUGGGCAUCAUUCAGGCCAAGGAGGCCCUCAGCAUGUCGCUGGACACUCGCAUGGCCAACUUUGGAUUUGUGUACGACGAAAACGGGCCUCACCUGAACCCUCUCAUCCUGGAGAAGCUGAAGCCGGUGCACAGCGACGAGAUGAACCUGGACGGAGAGAGUCGGCUCAGCCCCGAUCUCCCCUUCCUGCUGGCGAGUUCCACCGGCGAACCCACGGCGGCCUCCCAGCCCCAAGACGGCACUUCAACGGGGAAAAAGACAAAAGCACCCGGAAAAAAACGCAAAGCUGGAGAGUGGAGGAAAAGGGGAGCGGGCGAUCUAAACAUAUUCCUGUCAAAUACGAAGCUGAAGGCUGCAACUUCUUCCAAAGCGAUGCUUCAACCACAUCUGUCUUCACAGAAUCCCUCAGCUUCCGAAUCGGGCGUACCCCAGAAGAAAAAGAGGAGACCCAGACAGCCCCAGUCUCCCACCAAGACGGUGAGGAGAAAGAAAGCAUCUGCGACGGGCAACGCCUCCGACCCCGUGAGGAAAAGGCAAAAAGCAAAGCCGGUUUCUUCGACGGAGGACGUUUCGGAAGCCUUCUCGCUUCCACUUUCAGUUCCAGUGAAAAGGGAGCGAAAGAAGAAAAGGCCGCUAGCAGAUGCAUCGGACAAAGAGCAGCAGCCGAAGAAGAGACGCAGAACCAGCAAAGAUGCUGAGAAACAGGCUUUGACUUCAGAUGGAACGGAGAAAAAAAGGAGAAGAAGAAAGAAAACGGACGUAAAAGAUGCGAAAGAACCCACGAAAUGGGUGAAAAAGCCUAAAUCUCUCCUCACCGACGAAGAAGAUGCAGCGAAACCAAAGCGUAGGAGGAAAAGGAAACAGGACGGGGAGACUCAGGCGACGCCAUCCAAGGCGAAGAAGAGGCGGUCCUCUCCGUAUCCUGAUCCUGAGGGUUCUGGGAGUGAAGGACGUCCUGAUUCACCGAGCGACAGUUUAGACGGGACGAAGAAGGGAGAACGGAAGAAAGAGUUCGUCUGUCAAGUGUGUGAACAGGCUGGUGAGGACCUGGUGCCCUGUGAAGGGCAAUGUUGUGGGAUGUUUCACCUCCACUGUCUGGGUUCGUCCUUCAAACCUGACGACAAGCUACUGUGCCAGGCGUGCAGCACAGGAGUUCACUCGUGUUUCAACUGCAAGCAGUCGGACGGUAAAGUCCGCCGCUGCCACGUCCCGCACUGCGGCAGGUUUUACCACGAGGCCUGCGUCCGUCUGAACCCCGUCACCGUCUUCGACAACAGAGGCUUCCGCUGCCCGCUUCACGCCUGCCUGAGCUGCCAUUACGGCUGCCGCACCAAGCAAAGGUCGACCAAGGGGAGGUUGAUGCGUUGCCUGCGCUGCCCGGUGGCGUAUCACAUCGGCGACCAGUGCGUGGCUGCGGGGAGCGAGAUGAUCACCAACACCGCCAUCAUCUGCACCAACCACUUCAACGCCAAGAAGGGCUACAGCCACCACAGUCACGUCAACGUCAGCUGGUGCUUCGUCUGCUCCAAAGGAGGACAGCUGCUGUGCUGCGAGUCCUGUCCUGCAGCUUUUCACCCCGACUGCCUGAACAUCGCGAUGCCCGACGGGAGCUGGUUCUGCAACGACUGCCGGGCCGGGAAGAAGCCCAAGUACAGGGACAUCAUCUGGGUCAAACUGGGAACAUACAGAUGGUGGCCGGCAGAAAUCCACCACCCGAGGAGCAUCCCCACCAACAUCCAGCACCUUAAGCACGAGAUUGGAGAGUUCCCGGUCUUCUUCUUCGGCUCCAAGGAUUAUUUCUGGACUCACCAGGGCCGAGUGUUUCCCUACAUGGAGGGCGACCGGGGCAGCAAACACCAGAGGACCGGCAUCGGCAAAGUCUUCAAAAACGCUCUGCUGGAGGCUGAAGCUCGAUUCAAGGAGAUGAAGUUGAAACGAGAGGCCAAGGAAGCACAAGAGAACAGCCGAAAGCCGCCCCCGUAUAAGUUCAUCAAGGUCAACAAACCCUUCGGCAAGGUUCAGGUCUACACCGCGGACAUUUCUGAGAUCCCCAAGUGCAACUGCAAGCCGACGGACGAGCGGCCGUGCGGGUUCGAGUCCGAGUGUCUGAACCGAAUGCUGCAGUACGAGUGCCACCCUCAGGUGUGUCCGAGUGGAGAGCGCUGCUGCAACCAGGACUUCACCAAACGCCUCUACCCGGAAACCCAGAUCAUCAAGACGCCGGGAAAAGGCUGGGGGCUGAUCUCCCUGAGGGACAUCAAGAAGGGAGAAUUCGUGAACGAGUACAUCGGAGAGCUGAUCGACGAGGAGGAGUGCAGGGCGAGGAUCAAGUACGCCCAUGAAAACAACAUCACGGACUUCUACAUGCUCACUAUCGACAAGGACCGAAUCAUCGACGCCGGUCCGAAAGGAAACUAUUCUCGCUUCAUGAACCACAGCUGUCAGCCCAACUGUGAGACUCAGAAGUGGACGGUGAACGGAGACACCAGAGUCGGCCUGUUCGCCGUCUGCGACAUCCCGUCAGGUACCGAGCUGACCUUUAACUACAACCUGGACUGCCUCGGCAACGAGAAAACCGUCUGUCGCUGCGGAGCUCCGAACUGCAGCGGGUUUCUGGGCGACCGACCGAAGAACUCAAACGGCCAAACCGCCGACCCCAAAGGAAAGAGGUUGAAGAGAAAGUACAAGAGGAGGAAAAGCGAGGGGAAGAAGAAGUCGGAGGACGAGUGUUUCCGCUGCAGAGACGGAGGGCAGCUGGUGCUCUGUGAUAAGAAAACCUGCACCAAAGCUUAUCACCUGUCCUGCCUCAACCUCACCAAGAGACCCUUCGGCCGCUGGGAUUGCCCCUGGCACCACUGUGACGUCUGCGGGAAAAACUCGGAGGCUUUCUGCCAGCUCUGCCCCAACUCCUUCUGCAAGGCCCACCAGGAGGGGGCGCUGCGUCCGUGGCCGCCCACAGGCCAGCUGUGCUGCACGGAGCACGACGAGCUGGACGGAGCCGACGCCGUCGGUCAGGACGUCGCCUCGGACGCCAACGCCGCCGCCGUUCAUCCGUCUAAAGGCUCCAGGAAGACGGACGGAGCCGAAAACAAAACUAAAGGCUCCAAGAGGAAAGCAGCCGAGGCCUGAAAGGAGCUUUCAGAGCGGAUAAAGACCAAACAAAGACUCACACCUCCUCCUCCUCCUCCUUCACUGUCGGACAUCAUCAUCAUGUUUUCAGAAUCACAGGAACCAAGGCACUGUACAUCUUCGUCAUCAGGGAAAGCCGCUGAUCUCUCACGGGCGUCGAACGAGCCGCUCGACUUUUAUUUGAACACCUUCAGGUUUAUUUUUGUUUUUUUGUCUGCACUGAGGCGACACCACCUGUGGUAAAGCACAAAUCGAACUUCAGCUGCUGGAUUCACUCCUUUCUUCCACCAAACAAACUGCCUUUUUGUUUUUUCCUCGUCGUCGUCGUUUUUGUUUAACAGAAUAACAAAACAAACGGGAUCCGGCCUGAAGUAAAACUCGCCGUCUGCUAACUUGAAUCUCAGCCCCGCUUCACUCGACACGGAUUACCUUGAACAGCAGAGUUUUAUGGCUAUAUCUAUAUAUGUGUAUAUCAAAGACCAAAAUGCUGAUUACUGGAACGGACGUCAGACAGGCGGCCAAAUGGAUGGCUUUUAUUUUUAUAUAUAGUAUAUAUAUGCCAGAUUUAAUAUCAAACAAGACACUAUGGAUCGGCUUCAGACCGCCUCUUUGCUUUGUUUUCGUAGCCGUAGUUCAUUUAGCUGUAGAGAUACUUGCUGUUGUUACGACCUCUUUCGUUUUAGUUUUACUCUUUAGAUUUGAGGGUUUGUUUGUCGCUGCGACUCGUGUCCAGGAUCAGAACGAGGGUAUUCUUACAACACUACUGGGAGCUCCACAGGUCUUCAGCGCUCUCCGUUAGCGAUUUUAAAAAUGAAGGAAUGAGAGCGAUCCUUGUGAGCCGAGUCCUUUUGGUGCUUUUCAAUCGUCUGGAACCUGAACGCUGGGCUUUUUUAUCCGUGUUUCUUUUUAAAUCCUCAGGAGGUUUUAAAGUCCGAUCGUCGUCCAACACUUUAGCACUGGCUAGCAGCUCAAAGUUUGGGAGAUUCAUCGCGUGUUGAAGGAUUACGGAGCGAAGUGGGAACUCGGCUCUUCUAGUCAGCGUCUAGCAAAGCCUCAGUUGUAGAACCAGCUUUUUUUCUUUACGUCUGAAACAGCAGUGCAGCCUGAAGUCCAUCGCCUCCAGUCUCCAUGUGGGCUUCCUGCUUGGAUUUACGACCACAAACAUGGCUGACCUCCUCUCUGUACGCCUCUAAUGCUUAAAAAUACCGCUCAGAUUGGCAUCCAUGUCUUAGUAAAAGCCCCGAAACUUAAAGACUCAUGCAUGUAAGAGCUGAAAAUAGUAAAUCUAUUAAGAAAUCUGCAGCUGUUGGGAAGUAGACAACGUUCAUCAGACGUUAAAGUGAAAAUCUGUGGCAACCCAAAUGGACAUUGUGCUAAAUUAUCAAGGAAGGCCUCUGCUGAUAUGAAAACAGUUUAACUCUCAUGUAGUUCAGGCUCGUUGCUUUCAAAAAUCUGCAUUGUUUACAUGUACAGUGAAGAUAUUUGUGCAUUUUUAUGGUUUUUGCAUCAAAAACUCAAAGAAAAUCCUGAUUUGGACAAAUUCUAGCUGAAUUUAAAGUGUCGUUGGUUCCAAAAUCACGUUUUUUAAUGGUCUGCCUGUUAUCCAACAAAACUGCACGCCUGUCAGUAGAUCGAGGAUUUUAUGUCGUCUCUGAUUGUUUAUUUCCAGUUUUUGAGCUCUAAAUAAGUAGUUUAGUGCAUUAUUUUACCGGAAAAGGCUACAGUGAGAAAAAUUCCCAAAACAAAUGAUUUUUUAUUAAGUUCUGCUCCAUAAAUCAUCCUCAGGUUAAUUUCAUCAUCUUUCCCAGCAACAGUUUAGUCCAUUUUUAUGGUUUUUACAUCAGAAACUUUUAUAAAAUCCUGAUUUUUGUGGACAAAGUUUCUCCUGCUGGUUCACGGAAUCACUUUUUGUGACCAAACUCUGCUUGUUUUCCAACAUCACUGCUUUUGUCAGUAAAUCAAGGAGUUUCUUAUUUGUUUAUUUUAAGUUUUCAGCUCUAAAUAAAUAACUUGGUGCAUUUUUUUUUUACUAGUAAAGGCUGCAGUGAGAGAAAAGAUCCCAAAAGAAAUCUUUUUUUUUCAGUUUUUGCUUCAUAAAUCGUCCUCAUUCAUCUCAUCUUUCCCAACAGUUUUGUCCAUUUUUCAGAUUUUUACAUCAAAAAUUCUCAGAAAAUCCUGAUUUGUGAAGUUCUAACUGGAUUUAAAGCGUCGCUGGUUCCAAAAUCACGUUGUUUUAUCCGCUGUGGCGCCAAGAUCUGCUUGUUCUCCAACAAAACCGGUUGUAUGUCAGUAGAUCGAGGAUUUUAUGUCAAGUUUUCAGCUCUAAAUAAGUGCUUUAGUGCAUUUUCUUUGGCUAGAAAAGGCUACAGUGAGAGGAAAAAUACCAAAACAAAUCUUUUUUCUGUUCACCUUCUGCUGCAUAAAUCAUCCCAUCAUCUUUCCCAACAGCUGCUUUGUCUUUUUUUUCCAGAUUUACAUCAAAAACUGUAAGAAAAUCCUGAUUGACGCGAGUUUGAGCUGAUUUUAAAACGUCGCUGCUUCACAAAAUCAUGUUUUGUUAAUUUUGUGCGGUAAUUUCCCAGAACAGGCUGCGGUGACAGAAAACCCCGCAAUAAAUCCUUUUUCUUUGUCCACCUUUCCUCAUCAUCCUCGGGCGUCUUUCCGGACAGUUUUGGAGUUGUUAAAACCACAGUCGGACCGGUUCAUCUUCACUUUACCAUCAGUGUGUCUGUUUGAAAGUCUGAGAAAACAGAGCUGAAGAUAUUCACAUCAAUCUGACCAUUCCCACUUUAAAGAUGCUAGUUUGUGCCUGAACAGUGAUUAUCCUUCCUUUAAAACGUCGCUGCUGCUCUCCUGCUUCAAACAAACGGGACACUUUAAACAUCCGGUUCGUCCUCUUUGGCUUCACUUCUGAGUCAGUUUGACCGGAGAAUCUCCCACCAGGCGGUCAGUUUCUGCCGUUUCACCUUCACCCCGCUGUUGUCUCUCUCUUAAAACCCCCCAGAAACUCACCUUCGGCUUGUACAGACGCGUCAGGAGGUCGUUUUUGUUUCAUUUUUUAACAUAACUGCACCUUUUCUCGUUUGUUUUUCCGCCCCGGGGGCACGUGAACGGGUGCAGCGAGUCUCGUACGAGUAUUUUGUGUAACGAUCUUCAUCCUAACCUUGAUUUUUUUUUUUUUUUUUUGAGUGAAUGUAGUCCAGCCAGUUGUUUUUCUUUAUAUCUAUUUUUUAUUAAGCACUGUAAUUCCCUGUAGAGCUGAAGUGUAACGGCGCGUAGAGGUUUCACUCUGUAACUACUGUCCUAGCAACCCAGAGACUAAUAUGUACAUAAUGUAUAAGUGAGUAAUAGUGAUGCAUCUAUUGUAAAUAUCAUACAAUUUCUCCACAUUGUAUGUUGUUUUUUUGUUUUUUCUUGAUGCAGUGCUGAAACACUUUUGUGCAGGAUCUCACGUCAGUUGAAUCGUGCAAUAAAAAAAAGUGGUCCAACGUUCA
Molecule: messenger RNA, 8914 nt
Organism: Acanthochromis polyacanthus (spiny chromis)
Lineage: Eukaryota; Metazoa; Chordata; Actinopteri; Pomacentridae
Gene: nsd2
Product: nuclear receptor binding SET domain protein 2
Exons: 22
Coding region: 1266-5420 (1384 amino acids)
Biological process (GO): regulation of DNA-templated transcription
Cellular component (GO): nucleus; chromatin
Molecular function (GO): histone H3K36 methyltransferase activity; protein binding
Source: RefSeq, a predicted model, not a curated record